Molecule: messenger RNA, 1716 nt
Organism: Cynoglossus semilaevis (tongue sole)
Lineage: Eukaryota; Metazoa; Chordata; Actinopteri; Pleuronectiformes; Cynoglossidae
Product: extracellular matrix protein 2-like
Exons: 1
Molecular function (GO): protein binding
Source: RefSeq, a predicted model, not a curated record
AGUGGUUCAGUGCUCAGACAAAGGUGUGGACAAAGUUCCGUACGGCAUUCCCUACAACUCUCGCUACAUUCUCCUCAUGAACAACCACAUCAAUAGCAUUCAGCUGGAUCUUCUUCGUGAAUACGCUUCCAUGGAGUUCCUAGUGUUAAGCAACAACCUUCUCACCAACGGUGCCAUAGAAGGAGCCUUUGACGGUGUCCCAGCUCUAAAACGUCUCUACUUGGACAAGAACAUAUUGGAAAGCAUUCCAACAGACCUUCCUGUCUCUCUGGAGGAGCUUCGUCUGGAUGAUAACCAACUUCAUGUGAUGUCUGAGGCAGCCUGGGAUCGAUGUCCAGGACUCUUGGUUUUGAGUCUCAGCAACAACAGUCUAGGGAACGGUUCAGAGUCUCUUCCUGAAGGGAUGCUCUCACCACUUUGUAACCUUCGCACCCUGAACCUCAAUCACAACCUGCUGACCAUGGUUCCUUUACGUUUGCCUGUGUCAAUCAAGGAGCUCUACCUCAAAGGGAACCGCAUUGAGAAAUUUCGUGUUGGGGCUUUCAAUGGGAUUUCAGAGCUACUGGUGUUAGAUCUUAGUGAAAACAGGCUCACCAACAAAGGUCUUCUCAAGGACUCCUUCCUCAAUGUAACCCACCUGGAAAGCCUAAACCUGGAAGGCAACAAACUGAAGCAGGUGCCCCAACACCUCCCCUCCUCAUUAAAAACUCUCAAUUUAGAAGGAAACCUUAUAGUCUCAAUUAGGAAGUCAGCAUUCAACACACUGAAGAACUUGGAGCAUCUUGGCCUGGCUAAGAACAAAAUCACUAGAGUUGCAAUAGGUGCUUUUAAAAGUCUGCACGUCCUGCACCAGUUAGACCUUUGCCACAACACUUUGCUUCAGGUGCCCAGACAGUUGCCACAUGAUCUACACUCCGUAGCAUUGACACACAAUAAGAUUCAAUCGGUUCCCCGUGAUGCUUUUUGCUGGGGUGGUAAAAGUCUGAGUCCGAGCAGCCUCGUACAGGUACAACUGGAACAUAAUUUGAUUGAUAUGGGGAAACUGGAUACACAGGCUUUUAGGUGUUUAAGGGGGUUUCAGGUGGUACACUUCUAAUGAACUGAUGAAAAUUAAAGACAUUUUCAGUGGCCUCAUAAAACAACAGUACAAGCUUCUGUCAAUAAAGAAUAUUUAUUGAAAAAUUAAAUUAAGUUCUGAGUACUAUUUCAAGGCUAACAUGAUCCCCUCAAUGUAAAAAAAAGCUCACUUCUCCCAAACUUACUACUAAUUAUAUUUAACUAUUGCUAUACUUUUUGCUUGUUCAGGUAUUUCUAGACAAACCUUGUUUAUCAUAAUUUGCAUUUGUUGGAACUCUUGAAAAGAAUAAUUUAAACGUAUAGACGUAAUACUGUUGUUCUCUAUUUAUCCACUAGAUGGUAGUAGUUUAUAAGCAAGACGGUUUAAGGGCGUGUCAAAUGAGAUCUCAAGACGUUGAAUUUGACUCAUUUCCAGUCAGCAAAUACUGAGUUUGUGGCAAAUGAAAUGCAUAUGUUUCAGGAAGUUUAUCUAGUGGUUAAAUGAGUGCUGUGUGUAUUUAUGGCUUGACACCAGUCUGCAAAUGAAGAAAUGUGAGCAGCACAUCAUCAAUCAUAGCACAUCGUUAGCUGUUAUCUUUUAGUAGUUUUUGACAUCAUUUGUGGAUGAAACACAUAUGAGGAAGCGAUUUGAUGAGGAAA